AUGUUUGGAUCUCAAGAUUUGAUGCCCGACAAGAUUCACAAUGACUUCGCGGUCUUUGUGGGUGUUACAACAGUGUUCACUUUCCUUUCGACAGUUGCGGUCAUAUUACGGUUUACCUCCCGACUCCUGACCCUUUCAGUGAAGUGGGAUGACUGGACUUGCUUUGGUGCGCUGGUAUUAGCAUACGGAAGCUUUAUCUGCAUAGUUAUGGCAGCCACAGACGCCCAUGGUGGAUAUGAUAUUUGGUUCUACAGUAAGGCAACAUUGAUCAAAUAUAUGCAACUUGUUCUUAGCUACAACAUGAUGUACACCGCUAGCGUCACGCUUUCAAAGGUCUCCAUUCUUCUAUUUUACCAACGCAUCUUCCAAAUUCGAAAACCAUUUCGCAUUGCCUCGUGGGUUGUGGGCUUUCUAGUCUUCGGCUUCUUUAUGUCCAAUGAGUUCGGUUUAAUCUUUUCAUUUAGCCCAGUGGAGGCACAAUGGAAAGUAUGGUUGCCCUACACUACCAUCCAGAUCAAGCAAUUUUGGCUUGCCACAGGAAUUAUCAAUGUUGUGCUAGAUUUCAUCAUCCUUUGUCUCCCACAACCACUGGUUUGGAAGCUUAAAAUGGGCUGGAAACAAAGGGUUCUUCUGUCUGGAGUCUUUUGCCUUGGAGGAGUAGUAUGUAUCGGAAGCAUUUUGCGCCUGAACUUUCUCACAAAAGUCAACUUACAGAACCCCACAGCUACUCAAAGCGUCGCGGGUACUUGGCAAGUGGUUGAAAUGAACUUGAGCAUCAUAUGCGCCUGUCUUGCAACGUAUCCGAGUCUUUAUCGCCACUGUCUUCAAAGGUUUUCAAAUUACUCUCGGACUUAUGGCUCCGACUAUGUCGAUAGAAAGCCACUAAAAGGCGGCUCCUCCAGUUUUGGCGGUUCUACACUAUAUGCGAAAGGGACCCAAUUGGAUCAGCAUCCCACAGAUAAGGCAAACCAUGCCUCGGAAUAUGCGAUGAAAGAUAUGGGCUCGGUGCGUGUGCAGACGGAUGUGAAUGUGAAAUGGGACGAAGAAUCACAAAGGCCGCCUUCAAAUGUUCAUCAAGUUGUUUGA
Messenger RNA from Aspergillus affinis, 1086 nucleotides. RefSeq lists its product as uncharacterized. Lineage: Eukaryota; Fungi; Ascomycota; Eurotiomycetes; Eurotiales; Aspergillaceae. Bases 1 to 1086 code for a protein of 361 amino acids. The transcript is spliced from 4 exons. The record is from RefSeq and is a predicted model, not a curated record.